Sungouiella intermedia is the source of this 1749-nucleotide messenger RNA. The record is from the annotation of a GenBank genome assembly. Lineage: Eukaryota; Fungi; Ascomycota; Pichiomycetes; Serinales; Metschnikowiaceae.
AUGGAUCGGUUCGAAACCGACUCUGGAGUCGUCAUUGUGAGCACCAACUCUGCGGGUUCUUACACGACGACAUGGACGACUACUAAUUCCGAUGGAUCGUCGAAAACCGACUCUGGUAUUGUGAUCAUCAGCACCAACUCUGCGGGUUCGUUCUUCACUACUACGUCUGAGUUCCCUAACUUGACUAGUUACACGACGACGUGGACGACUACUAAUUCCGAUGGAUCGGUCGAAACCGACUCUGGUAUUGUGAUCAUCAGCACCAACUCUGCGGGAUCGUUCUUCACUACUACGUCUGAGUUCCCUAACUUGACUAGUUACACGACGACGUGGACGACUACUAAUUCCGAUGGAUCGGUCGAAACCGACUCUGGUAUUGUGAUCAUCAGCACCAACUCUGCGGGUUCGUUCUUCACUACUACCUCUGAGUUUCCAAAGUCAAUAGCGGGAACCGAAUACACCACGACAUGGACGACUACUAAUUCCGAUGGAUCGGUCGAAACCGACUCUGGAGUCGUCAUUGUGAGCACCAACUCUGCGGGAUUGUUCUUCACUACUACGUCUGAGUUCCCUAACUUGACUAGUUACACGACGACGUGGACGACUACUAAUUCCGAUGGAUCGGUCGAAACCGACUCUGGUAUUGUGAUCAUCAGCACCAACUCUGCGGGAUCGUUCUUCACUACUACGUCUGAGUUCCCUAACUUGACUAGUUACACGACGACAUGGACGACUACUAAUUCCGACGGUUCGUUCGAAACCGACUCUGGUAUUGUGAUCAUCAGCACCAACUCUGCGGGAUCGUUCUUCACUACUACGUCUGAGUUCCCUAACUUGACUAGUUACACCACGACAUGGACGACUACUAAUUCCGAUGGAUCGGUCGAAACCGACUCUGGAGUCGUCAUUGUGAGCACCAACUCUGCGGGUUCGUUCUUCACUACUACGUCUGAGUUCCCUAACUUGACUAGUUACACGACGACAUGGACGACUACUAAUUCCGAUGGAUCGGUCGAAACCGACUCUGGUAUUGUGAUCAUCAGCACCAACUCUGCGGGAUCGUUCUUCACUACUACGUCUGAGUUCCCUAACUUGACUAGUUACACGACGACAUGGACGACUACUAAUUCCGAUGGAUCGGUCGAAACCGACUCUGGUAUUGUGAUCAUCAGCACCAACUCUGCGGGUUCGUUCUUCACUACUACGUCUGAGUUCCCUAACUUGACUAGUUACACGACGACGUGGACGACUACUAAUUCCGAUGGAUCGGUCGAAACCGACUCUGGUAUUGUGAUCAUCAGCACCAACUCUGCGGGUUCGUUCUUCACUACUACGUCUGAGUUCCCUAACUUGACUAGUUACACGACGACGUGGACGACUACUAAUUCCGAUGGAUCGGUCGAAACCGACUCUGGUAUUGUGAUCAUCAGCACCAACUCUGCGGGUUCGUUCUUCACUACUACCUCUGAGUUUCCAAAGUCAAUAGCGGGAACCGAAUACACCACGACAUGGACGACUACUAAUUCCGAUGGAUCGGUCGAAACCGACUCUGGAGUCGUCAUUGUGAGCACCAACUCUGCGGGUUCGUUCUUCACUACUACGUCUGAGUUCCCUAACUUGACUAGUUACACGACGACAUGGACGACUACUAAUUCCGAUGGAUCGGUCGAAACCGACUCUGGUAUUGUGAUCAUCAGCACCAACUCUGCGGAUCGUUCUUCACUACUACGUCUGAGUUCCCUAACUUGA